AUGUCCAAAUUGAGCGAACGUAAUCGUCGACGUCAUUGUUUGUGGACAAAGCAACAAGAGGCUUUACGGGCCGGUCACGUCAGGACACGCGAACCUAGGCGAUUGUUACGGCUUCGAUCAUGGGAAAGCGAUUUGGAAGAAUUACGAACGGACAGAUUGCCUUUGGAAACGGUCAAUCGGAAUCCUCCGGCGAAAGGGGCGACGAAAAAAGAAGAAACUAAAGUGAUUCGAAGAUUGCACAAAAUCACGGCCGAAAUGCAAACUUUUAUCGACUAUGCUCUGGAUAAUUGUCUGGAUGACGACCAAGUUCUGUGCAAUGCUUUCAACAUUUCCAUCACUCGCCGAGAUAUCAAGACACUGGCUGAUUGUAAUUGGCUCAACGAUCAGAUUGUCAACUUUUACUUAUCUCUCAUCGUGGAACGAAGCCAAUCAGACGAGUGGCCAAAAGUGUAUGCCUUCAACACACUUUUCUAUCCAAAGUUGACCAGUUCCGGCUAUGCUGCUCUUGAAAGGUGGACGAAAGCUGUGGAUCUCUUCCAAAAAGACGUCAUUCUGAUUCCCGUACAUUCUGGCUUUCACUGGUCUCUUGCUACCAUCUUUCCACAAGAAAAAACAAUUCGAUAUUAUGACAGUCAAGGAAGGACUGAUAUGGAAUGUCUUAACAAUUUGAAAAUGUACAUAGAAGCGGAAGGUAAAGCUAAGAAGAAAAAUGUUAAGGCGAGACAAUGGAAACUAGAAGGGGUCGAGAAUAUACCACAACAAGUAAAUUUCUAUGACUGUGGAAUGUUCACCUUACAGUAUGCCGAGCAUAUAUCGCGCAAAUGCAAGAUGAAUUUCAAACAAAAGGACAUGCCCUAUUAUCGUCGAAGAAUGAUGUAUGAGAUUCUUACAAAAACGCUGAUUUCUCCCUAAAGUUUUUUUUUACAACUGUUUUCGUUCCUCCGAUAUUGUUUCAUUCAUUUUCGUUUUCGUCAUUUGCUGCCAGCUUAAGGAUAUUUCAUUUUUCGAAAUGUACCGUUUUUUUUUUUUUUUAUAGAAUUCGUUAAUAAACUGAGCUGGAUGUUUGAA
This is a messenger RNA of Daphnia magna, 1068 nucleotides long. RefSeq names its product sentrin-specific protease 1. Gene Ontology annotation, biological process: protein desumoylation. Bases 1 to 912 code for a protein of 303 amino acids. NCBI's taxonomy places the organism in Eukaryota, Metazoa, Arthropoda, Branchiopoda, Diplostraca, Daphniidae. The record is from RefSeq and is a predicted model, not a curated record. Gene Ontology annotation, molecular function: deSUMOylase activity. The transcript has 3 exons. Gene Ontology annotation, cellular component: nucleus.